CUCAUCGACAUGUUGGCAGCAAAAGCAGAGGAUGGGAGAGAGAGAGCAGAGACGGCGGCGGCGGCGUGAGCAGGAGAGAACGGUGCAAUAAAAAGCAGUUGUACUCACGCGGGGAAUUGAGAGAACCUGAGAGAGAGAGAGAGAGAGAGAGAGACGCACACAGCCAAAAUCCUCGUAGUCUCGCAACUCGAGGUUUGUGCCCUCUGCUUUUUUAUUCCAAAGAUCGAAUUUUUAUUGCCGGGAAGCAGAGGCUUUUGCUCUCUCCGUUCUUCGGAUUGGACGAGGGACGGAGGGAGGAGAACGGAGUGCUGUGGAUUGCCGUGGAAGAUUAGCCGCUGCUGAUGGGAGUCCAGGAAGAAGAGGAGGAUCUGUUCUUCGACUCGCGUGAAGACGUCUCGUCGGUGUUCGACUCGUGUCCUGGCAGCCCCGCAAAGAAUGAUUCGCUCCCGGAAGAACAAUUCACCGGUCCCCAGUUCGAGUUUUGGCUCAAGAGUCCUCACGGCGUGAGGGAACGCCGAGACAAGUUCAUGCGAUGGAUGGGCAAGGAUCUCAUGAACUGCUCCCUUCCCAGCUCCUCUGGUUUGGAUGGACAGGUUCAGAUCGACGACGACAUCCUGCCAGGGAUCAACAGGAGCACGUCAAACUGUUGUGAUGCGGGGAACAAGUGUCCGAUGUGCAGCUGGUCUAGCCAGGAUGCGAGCACAUCUUGCAACGAGGCCUUGGAAGAGAACAUGGUGUACAGAAUCAAGAAUUUGGAUGAUGGUGCUGUUUUCACGGUGGAUGAGUUGGGAAAAGAUGGUAGCUUGAGAAGCCUUCGCAAAGCCGGUUCGAAUCAGAUGGCAGCGCUCAAUGAGCCUGAGAAAAGUUUGGGUCCGUCGUCUUCGAUCCCACGGCACAUGCAGCAAGAAGAUAACACAUCAAAGAAAUCUGGCAAUUCAGUGAGGAGGAAGUGGAAACGGUGGCUACAGAGACUAAGUGCUGUGGCUUGCAUUUUAGAUAGACAUUCCUUUAAAAAUGGAAUUGCCAAGUCUGGGAGAGUGGAAGUCAGGCAACACAGAAAGCAGUCAAAAGAACUGUCUGCAGUCUACAAGGGGCAAGACAUCAAAGCACAUGAUGGUGCAAUCUUGGCCAUGAAGUUUAGCCCUGAUGGCCGGUAUUUAGCUACUGGUGGCGCUGAUGGCAUUGUACGCGUGUGGCAUGCCAUGGAAUGUGAGAGGAAAGAUGAAUUUAGCAUUCCUGAUGAUGAUCCUUCGUGUUUAUACUUCACAGUGAAUCAUAACGCCGAAUUAACUCCUGUUCGAGCUGAUAAGGAGAAAAAGCCCAAUUCUAAGCGAACAAGGAGAACUACAGAUUCAGCUUGUGUCGUAAUUCCUGCUCAUGUUUUCCGGUUAUCGGAAAAACCAGUGCACGAAUUCCGUGGGCAUGAUGCAGAUGUAUUGGACCUUUCAUGGUCAAUGAAUCAGCUUCUAUUGUCAUCUUCCAAGGACAAAACUGUUCGCCUGUGGCAAGUUGGAUGUGAUCGCUGCCUCAAAGUUUUCUCCCAUACCAACUAUGUGACAUGUGUUCAAUUUAAUCCCAUGAAUGAGAAUUACUUUGUAAGCGGAUCUAUAGAUGGAAAAAUUCGUAUCUGGGAUGUUUCUGGAUGUCAAGUUGUGGAUUGGGUUUAUAUUAGAGAAAUAGUCACCGCAAUAGGUUACCAUCCCAAAGGAAAGAGACUGGCCAUUGGCACCUUGAAAGGCAAUUGUCGCUUUUAUGAUGCAUCGGAUACUCAUCUGCAAAGAGAAGCUCAGGUCUUUUUGCAAGGAAAAAAGAAGUCUGGUAACAAGCAGAUAACUGGAUUUCAGUUUUGCCCAGUGGACCCUAAAAAAUUGAUGGUCACCUCUGCUGACUCACAAAUUCAAAUUUUUGAUGGGACUAAUGUGGUCUCCAGAUACAAGGGUUUUUGUGGUGCUGGAAGUCAGAUGUAUGCAUCUUUCACCGCAGACGGGCAGCAUAUCGUCUCUGCCAGUGAUGAUUCAAAUGUCUAUUUCUGGAACCGUGCUAGCCAUAACACCUCCACGUCCAACCAUGUUAAGAGCACACGGUCUUGCGAGCAUUUCUUCUCCAGAAACACUACUAUCGCGAUACCUUGGCAUGGUUUGGAAUCCGGUGAUCGGAUCUCUGUGACCUCUGAGGUUAUCCAUUCCCAACAAGGUAACAGUGACGAAGCUGGAGUCCCAGAGAUCGAUUUGAAAUGCCACUCAGGAGAUUCUUACGGCAACAACGCACUGUAUCUUUCGCCUUCUGGUAGUUUCACUCUGAGUCAUGAAUUCUUCUCAGAGUUUUCGCCAAAGGGAUCGGUGACAUGGCCCGAGGAGAAACUUCCCUCGAGCUCUGCCGCAUCUACCUUGUCCAAAGCCCACCACAAGUUCUUGAAGACAUCUUUCCGGAAUACCUCCCAUGCCUGGGGUCAAGUGAUACUGACUGCUGGAUGGGAUGGAUCGAUCAGAUCCUACCAGAAUUAUGGUUUGCCAGUGUGCAUCGAUGACCAGUUUGGCCUUUACACGGCUGGCAUCAGUCUCUUCCAGUGGGCAUUGCCAACGAAUGAUCACCGCACCGAAGUUGAGUGACCAGCAAAGAUGAUGCAGCCGAUCCAGUUGGAGACAGACCUACAACUAUAGAGUUCCAUGCUCGGUGCUCCUUCCUUAUCGAGCAUGGACCCGUGCUGUUAACAUGUGCUGGUGGUCCUUGAAUGUCUUAGCAGCACCAUCAUCGAGCCAUGGAAGAAGGCCCAGAGAGGUCGAAGAUCUUCUGGGUUUGUGCAGUGCAGGUGAGAUUUUGAAGUCUCAAGUGUUUCUUUCAGAUCCUAUGGGUUUCGGAGACAUACUGCAAGCAGGUUGUGCCGAAAACC
Messenger RNA from Musa acuminata AAA Group (dessert banana), 2890 nucleotides. RefSeq lists its product as uncharacterized. The transcript is spliced from 8 exons. Bases 342 to 2609 code for a protein of 755 amino acids. NCBI's taxonomy places the organism in Eukaryota, Viridiplantae, Streptophyta, Magnoliopsida, Zingiberales, Musaceae. The record is from RefSeq and is a predicted model, not a curated record. Gene Ontology annotation, molecular function: protein binding.